CCUAAUUGUUGCCUUUUCUUCUCCUCCUUGUGGUUGAAGUUGGUGCCUUCACUUAAGAGUUAAGACCCACCUCCAGCCAUGGGCAGAACUGGAGCUAGAUUGCCCAGUUUCUGCUUAAAUCGAAUAAGGCCUCUUGUUCGAGUCCGCUCUCCGUCUAUUCAGUCCAAGCCAGAUGCCAAUUCCAUUAAAACUGAUCAGAAGACUGAGAAUUCCCCCAGUGUUGGAGAAGAGAAUGCCAAGGCCGGGUUGAUAAUUGGUAGGAGAAUCAUGAUUGUGGUUGAUUCUAGUGUUGAGGCUAAGGGAGCUCUACAAUGGGCUCUCUCCCACACUGUUCAGAGUCAAGACACUUUGAUUCUUCUCUAUGUGACCAAGCCUUGUAAACAAGGUGAAGAGUGUGGCAAGGAGGUGGCUCCAAGGGUUUAUGAGCUUCUUUACUCUAUGAAGAAUGUGUGUCAAUUGAAGAGACCUGAGGUGGAAAUAGAGGUUGCAGUGGUGGAAGGGAAGGAGAAAGGUCCAACCAUAGUGGAAGAGGCGAAAAAACGAGGGGUGGCACUACUGGUUCUGGGGCAGAGAAAGCGGUCCAUGACAUGGAGGCUUGUGAUGAUGUGGGCUGUGAAUCGAGUUGGGGGUGGGGUGGUGGAGUACUGUAUCCAGAAUGCUGAUUGCAUGGCAAUUGCAGUGAGGAGGAAAAGCAAGAAGGGCGGAGGGUAUUUGAUCACCACCAAGCGUCACAAAGACUUCUGGCUCCUGGCCUGAAUCAAGGGCAUGCCCAUCUUCAUAUGCUCUACUGUUUGUGGUUGUUAUUGUGUAAUAUUUGUUUGUAAAUAAUAAAAGCUGCAGAUUGGAACACGGAAAGGUGAUUCAUUUAGUAA
Molecule: messenger RNA, 872 nt
Organism: Vitis riparia (riverbank grape)
Lineage: Eukaryota; Viridiplantae; Streptophyta; Magnoliopsida; Vitales; Vitaceae
Exons: 3
Coding region: 79-756 (225 amino acids)
Source: RefSeq, a predicted model, not a curated record